Messenger RNA from Aspergillus campestris IBT 28561, 1068 nucleotides. Its product is annotated as DUF1977-domain-containing protein. Gene Ontology annotation, molecular function: Hsp70 protein binding. Gene Ontology annotation, biological process: cellular response to misfolded protein. The record is from RefSeq and is a predicted model, not a curated record. The coding region runs from base 1 to 1068 and encodes 355 amino acids. Gene Ontology annotation, cellular component: endoplasmic reticulum membrane. NCBI's taxonomy places the organism in Eukaryota, Fungi, Ascomycota, Eurotiomycetes, Eurotiales, Aspergillaceae. The transcript has 3 exons.
AUGCCGUCCGCCAGCGCGUCCGGUGUCGAUAACGGGGGCUCCGCCAAAUCCCGCGAGCACAACCAGGGGAACCAGGAUCGCAAAUACACGCCCGAUCAGAAGGCCGCCGUGCUGCGGAUCCGGAAAUGCGACACCACGGCCUUUUAUGAGAUCUUGUCGAUAGAGAAGUCCGCGACGGAUGGCGAGAUCAAGAAGGCCUACCGCAAGCAGAGUCUCUUGACGCAUCCUGAUAAGAAUGGGUAUGAGGGGGCCGAUGAGGCGUUUAAGAUGGUGGCGCGUGCUUUCCAGGUUCUGUCCGACUCCGACAAGAAAUCCAAGUAUGAUAAGUUCGGCGGCGACCCCGACAGUAGGUUUACGCCCAGCGCGGGCCCGUCCGGUGGCUCUCCCUUUGGUGGUUUCGGCGGUGGCUUCCCGCGGUCGUCGGCUGGUGGUGCUGGGUUCGAGGACGAGAUCUCGCCCGAGGAGUUGUUCAACCGCUUUUUCAACGGUGGUUUCGGUGGUAUGGGAGGUGGCUUCGCUCCGUUUGGUAUGUCCCGUGGUCCCCAGUUCGUCUUCAACAUGGGAGGCGGUCCCGGUUUCCGAGUGCAUCAGUUUGGUGGUCCCCGUCCGCGCAGAAGGCCUCGCGAAACCAACGCCCAGUCCGAACCCGCCCCCUCCCCGUGGGCCAUUCUCCAGCAACUCCUGCCGCUGAUCCUCCUCUUCGUCCUCCCUCUCCUCUCCUCGCUCUUUACCGGCUCCUCCACCCCCGCCGGUCCGUCCUACCGAUUUGACCCCGUCCCACCGCACACGCAGCAUCGGACCACGCCCCGGCUCAACCUCAACUACUACGUCAACCCCAGCGACGUCGAUGACUACAGCAACCGCAAAUUCCGCCAGUUGGACCAACGCGUGGAGGUGGACUACGUCUCCAAACUACGGUACGAAUGCGAGAGCGAGGUGCUAGCGCGGGACCGGAUGAUCCAAGACGCCCAAGGCUGGUUCUUCCCGGAUGUCGAGAAGAUGAAGGAGGCGCGGUCGUUGGAGUUGAAGAGCUGCCGACGGUUAGAUGCGCUCAAGGGGAAAUUCUGA